Messenger RNA from Ambispora leptoticha, 539 nucleotides. The record is from the annotation of a GenBank genome assembly. Lineage: Eukaryota; Fungi; Glomeromycota; Glomeromycetes; Archaeosporales; Ambisporaceae.
CAAUUAAUUGGUUCCUAUGUGCCGCAUACAACGGAAAUACCGACUCACAAGCGGAACUAGCACAAAUGUAUUUAUAUGGCAGUGGGACUGAGGUCAAUCGACACGAAGCGUUUCGAUGGUACGAGAAAUCCGCAGUUUGUGGAAACACGCAAGGACAAAUGUGUUUGGCGGACUGUUAUUUGCAUGGAACCGGAACGGAACGUGAUUUAGGUGCGGCAUUUGCAUGGUGUAAAGCUGCUAGUGAUGCUGGGAAUGUUUCUGGAAAGAGCAGUGUUGGUAUGUUGUAUGCCAAGGGCGAGGGUGUUGAGCAGGAUUAUCGAAAGGCGUUUUAUUAUUUUCAGCAAGCUGCGAAUAUGGCUGAGGAACGUCAAAUGAGUAAUGCGAUGAUUCCAUUCGAUGUAGCUAUGUGUUAUCAAUUGGGAAAAGGCAUAAUGCGUGAUAUUCAUACUUCAUUAUUAUGGCAUAGAAAAGCGCACAAAAGAAGAAAUAUGUAUUCGCCGCGACAGUUGGAUAGGCUUUUCAAGGUGUUGAACGAUUAA